CAUCCUAGAUUUCUGCCAUCUGCUUACAAGCCUGGCCCAGGGAGGGGGGUCACCCCCAGCCCCUGACAGGGGCAUUGGAAGGACAGGUGGAGCCAGGCAUUGAUUGCAGUAACCUGAUCCUGCGGGGGAGGCGGCCACAGCGGCAGCAGCACAAGGGCCAGGAGGAAGCCGCCUGCAGCCGAGGCUGGGCCGACAAGAGCUGGGGCUGGGGCCGCUGCUGCCUCCUCUCCCGGCCCAUCUAUUUUUAAUGAGCUCCCCAGGCUUCUGCAGCCGGCAGGACUCAAAAAGGCAGGCCCAGGCGGUGGAGGGUGGAGACCCCAGCCUUGCCUUGAGCCCUGGCCCCUCCACCCUUCUGGGCAUGAGAGGGCAGCCCUGGGGCCCGGCAGCCCCCCAGCUGGGCCGGGCUCUCCAUGCAGCUGGUGCUGAAGAUGGAUUCGAGCCCAGACAAUGACAGCUGGUUGGAGGAUCAGUGGGAGCACUGGCUCACCCAUGACAUCAGCUUGGAGGAGUUUGAGGAUGAAGACCUCUCAGAGAUCACUGAUGAGUGUGGCAUCAGCCUGCAGUGCAAAGACACUCUGUCCUUACGGCCCCCGCGCUCCGGGCUGCUGUCUGCGGGCGGCGGCGGCGCGGGGAGCCGGCUGCAGGCCGAGAUGCUGCAGAUGGACCUGAUCGACGCGGCGGGGGACACUCCCGGUGCUGAGGACGACGAGGAGGAGGAGGAGGAGCGCGCGGCGCGACGGCCAGGAGCCGGGCCGCCCGAGGCCGAGCCCGGCCAGGAUGCGGCGCCCCGCGGCCAGGGCCAGGGCCAGGGCCAGGGCCUGGGCAGCGGGGACACGUACCGGCCCAAGCGGCCCACCACGCUCAACCUCUUCCCGCAGGUGCCGCGGUCUCAGGACACACUGAAUAACAAUUCUCUGGGCAAGAAGCACAGUUGGCAGGAUCGGGUGUCUCGAUCAUCCUCACCCCUGAAGACAGGGGAGCAGACACCACCACAUGAACACAUCUGCCUGAGCGAUGAGCUGCCACCCCAGAGCAGCCCUGCCCCCACCAAGGAUCGAGGCACCUCCACCGACAGCCCUUGCCGCCGCAGCGCGGCCACCCAGAUGGCACCUCCAAGUGGCCCCCCUGCUGCCCCACCUGGUGGCCGGGGCCACUCACAUCGAGACCGAAUCCACUACCAGGCAGAUGUGCGGUUAGAGGCCACAGAGGAGAUCUACCUGACCCCUGUGCAGCGGCCACCAGACCCUGCAGAGCCCAACUCUGCCUUCUUGCCGCCCGCCGAGAGCCGGAUGUCGGUCAGCUCCGAUCCAGACCCUGCGGCCUACCCUUCCACUGCCGGGCGGCCACACCCCUCCAUCAGUGAGGAGGAUGAGGGCUUCGACUGCCUGUCAUCCCCAGAGCGGGCUGAGCCACCAGGGGGAGGGUGGCGGGGAAGCCUGGGGGAGCCACCACCACCUCCACGGGCCUCGCUGAGCUCGGACACCAGCGCUCUGUCCUACGACUCGGUCAAGUAUACACUGGUGGUGGACGAGCAUGCGCAGCUGGAGCUGGUGAGCCUGCGGCCAUGCUUCGGAGACUACAGCGAUGAGAGUGACUCGGCCACUGUCUAUGACAACUGUGCCUCCGCCUCCUCGCCCUAUGAGUCGGCCAUCGGAGAGGAAUACGAGGAGGCCCCCCGGCCCCGGCCCCCUGCCUGCCUCUCCGAGGACUCCACACCUGAUGAGCCCGACGUCCACUUCUCCAAGAAGUUCCUGAACGUCUUCAUGAGUGGCCGCUCCCGCUCCUCCAGUGCAGAGUCCUUUGGGCUGUUCUCCUGUGUCAUCAAUGGGGAGGAGCAGGAGCAGACUCACCGGGCCAUAUUCAGGUUUGUGCCUCGACAUGAAGAUGAACUUGAGCUGGAAGUGGAUGACCCUCUGCUGGUGGAGCUACAGGCUGAAGACUACUGGUACGAGGCCUACAACAUGCGCACUGGUGCCCGGGGCGUCUUUCCUGCCUAUUAUGCCAUCGAGGUCACCAAGGAGCCUGAGCACAUGGCAGCCCUGGCCAAAAACAGCGACUGGGUGGACCAGUUCCGGGUGAAGUUCCUGGGCUCAGUCCAGGUUCCCUAUCACAAGGGCAAUGACGUCCUCUGUGCCGCUAUGCAAAAGAUUGCCACCACCCGCCGGCUCACCGUGCACUUUAACCCACCCUCCAGCUGCGUCCUGGAGAUCAGCGUGCGGGGCGUGAAGAUCGGUGUCAAGGCCGAUGACUCCCAGGAGGCCAAGGAGAAUAAAUGUAGCCACUUUUUCCAGUUAAAAAACAUCUCUUUCUGUGGAUACCAUCCAAAGAACAACAAGUACUUUGGGUUCAUCACCAAGCACCCCGCCGACCACCGGUUUGCCUGCCACGUCUUUGUGUCUGAAGACUCCACCAAAGCCCUGGCAGAAUCCGUGGGGAGAGCGUUUCAGCAGUUCUACAAGCAGUUCGUGGAGUACACCUGCCCCACAGAAGACAUCUACCUGGAGUAGCGGCACAGCCCCACUCUCUGCAUCCCCCAGGCCCUCGGGCCAGUGCCAGGACAGCUGGCCAAGGACAGGACGCAGCACCCACCACCACCAGAGGACCUAGAGGACGGGGAAGUGGGGGCUGUUGGCCCAGUGUGGGGAGGGUGGGGUUAUGGGGAGAGGCAGAUGCAGUUUAUUGUAAUAUAUGGGGUUAGAUUAUCUGUAGAGGACGGGGCGGGCUGCCUGGGCAGGGGUUGGGAGGGGCGGGGUUGGCAAGCACCAGGCCUCAGCCAGGGAUGUCCACUCAGAGAGCAGAGAGCUCUGCCCCAUCCCAGGCCUGCCUUCCCCUGCCAGGGGUCUGGCCGUCUGGCUCUUGGCCACCUUGUCGCGAGGAGGCCCACGCCACCUGCAAGUGCCCAGCCUCCCCUGGCCCCCAAGCCCCACUGAAGAGCCCUGAUCUCGGGCUGGGCCCAGCCACCUCCCAAGGACUUUCCAGUAAGGAAAUGGCAGCAGGUGGAGGUGAUGUCCCUGUUCUCAGCUCUGUCAUUUGUGGGGCCUCUGGAUGGCUUCCACCAACCUCAUGGUAUGCUGGCCUGUGGCAGGCUCCGGACCUCAGCAGGGAAGAAGCCGUAGCAGGGCCCCAUCCCGGCAGGGAAAGGGGACUUCCUGACUGGCCCGGGCCAGCCCCAUCUUGGUCCUGUCACCCUGGCCCCAACUAUUAAAGUGCCAUUUCCUGUCUGGA
Messenger RNA from Microcebus murinus (gray mouse lemur), 3225 nucleotides. RefSeq names its product mitogen-activated protein kinase 8 interacting protein 1 (gene MAPK8IP1). Gene Ontology annotation, biological process: JNK cascade; regulation of JNK cascade. Gene Ontology annotation, cellular component: cytoplasm. Gene Ontology annotation, molecular function: JUN kinase binding; MAP kinase scaffold activity. Lineage: Eukaryota; Metazoa; Chordata; Mammalia; Primates; Cheirogaleidae. The record is from RefSeq and is a predicted model, not a curated record.